This is a messenger RNA of Globicephala melas (long-finned pilot whale), 2786 nucleotides long. RefSeq names its product myeloid-associated differentiation marker-like. Gene Ontology annotation, cellular component: plasma membrane; cell-cell junction. The record is from RefSeq and is a predicted model, not a curated record. NCBI's taxonomy places the organism in Eukaryota, Metazoa, Chordata, Mammalia, Artiodactyla, Delphinidae.
CCCGCUCCCUGGGAUGCCCUGAAAGCCUCCACAUCAGCAACCAGACACGACAUCCUUGUUCACUUCCAAUCCUUCCUUCCCGGCUUGGACACUAAUCACCAAUCUCCCAGGCCAGAAAAAUCUUCGCUCAGGUAGUACUACUCCUCGAUCUUUUCAGACUCCCACCUGGAGGGAAGCUUUGGAGUUUAAGAGCCAAACAUUAUGUUAAUUUAUUCUGUGGUUCCCCCAGGAUGUUUCACCUUGGAGUAAUGCUGAGUUGGUGUCUCCCUAUCCAAGUGGGGAAGAGUCACAUUUUAAGGCAAAACUGGGGGGAGGGGAUUCAAAACAGUUCCUACUACACAUGUCAUCUUGUCCCCACUGCCUUGCUCUCACCCCAUGGCUUAUCCCUCUUCUGGGUGGGGCUGUGUCACCUCAGAUGGCAGCUCCUUCUAGUGACGGCUGCAGGGAGGAAAGGCGGGGAUACGUGUCUCUUCGGGUUGCUGUGGAAGGAGCCCAUGGCCCUGAAGGUGUGUCCUGAGUUCCCAGAGCCUGAGCUUUGGUCCUGGGCUCCCACCCACGGACCCUGCUGAAAUUCUGGGCUGCAGAGCAAAGGGUUCAAACCCAUGGCUUUGGCAUUUGUAUCUGGGUUUCCCACACCCUAGCCAUGCCACCUUAGGGAAGGACUUAAUUCCCCCAACCUUAGUUUUCUCAUCUGUAAAAUGGGGUUAGCAGUACAAUCCACAGUCCCUUUUCUGAAAUCCUUGGGGUCAGAUAUGCUCCAGAAUUCAGAAUUUUUCAGCUUCAAUCAUGUAACUUGGUGUAUCUACUCUAUAGGACAUAAUAACCACUGGGGUCUGAAGGCACCUUGUAAUCAAACACAUUAGUGUUUCUGACACUGAACUUUUGAGCAGUCACACUACAUAAAAUAAAGACCAUAAAUUGUCUUGUGUCUGUUCAGUUCAAAUUUUGUUACCAAACAAUUUUUGUUCAGUUUUCAGAGCCUUGAAGGGUUGUAGUUACAGAUAAGGGUCAGGCUACCCUGUGUCUCUGUAGAUAAUGGCAUGCCACACAAAGAGGUAAAAAAAUGUUCAUGGUUUGAUGCCAGACCAAACACAGCUGUGAACCUUGGGAUAAGACAAGUCUCCUGAGAAGGCCAAGGGUGAUGGGUGGGGAGAAUCAUUCUGCAGCAGCAGUGCCAUUACCCAAGUGUGUGGACAAUUGGUUCGAGCUCCAGAGAUCUUGAGCCUCAGCCAUCACAGACCCCUGAGACUUUCCAGGCGUCUGAUCAAUCCUCCUCCAGAGCCGAAUCUUCCUCUGGUGGGUCCUCGGUGAAGACCACUGCCAUGUUGGUGGCAGUGACCAGUAGGACCAGAACGACCACCACAUAAUCGUCCGCAGGCCUGGGCUCCUCAACCAUUAUGGGUUGCUGCCUCCGACGGCUGCAGCUGCUCUCCACCUGUGUGGCCUUCUCCCUGGGAGCCAGCGUGGGCACCUGGAAGGGGACCAUAGGUAACUGGUCCAUGUUCAUCUGGUGCUUCUGCUUCGUCGUGACCCUCAUCAACCUCAUAGUCGAGUUAUGUGAGCUCGAGGAUCACUUCCCCUUCUCCUGGGACAACUUUCUCAUCACCUGCAACUGCUACUCUGCCCUCCUCUGCCUCUCGGCCUCCAUCAUCUACCCCACCACCUACAUUCAGUUCUUGCCCGAUAGCCGCUACCGGGACCGCACUAUCACCUCCACUGCAUUCUCCUGCCUUGCUUUUGUGGCUUAUGCCAUGGAAGUGGCCUGCACUAGGGCCCAGCCCAACAUGAUCACAGGCUAUAUGGCCACCGUGCCAGGCCUGCUCAAGGGGCUGGAGACCACUGUGGCCUGUGUCAUCUUUGUCUUCAUCAGCAGCCCCUACCUGUACCUGCACCAGCCGGCCCUGGUGUGGUGCGUGGCCGUGUACUCCAUCUGCUUUCUCCUGUCAUCUGUGGCCCUUCUGCUGAACCUGGGCAAGUGUGACAACAGGCUGCCCAUCCCCUUCCCCAUUUUCCAGGUUGUGCUCACUCUGCUCUCCGUCCUCCUCUAUGCCACCGCUCUGGUCCUCUGGCCGCUCUACCAGUUCAACCAGAAGUUCGGCGGCCAGCCCCAGCGGUCCAGCGAUGUGAGCUGCAGCGAUAGACUCACCUCCUUGGUGUGUACCUGGAACCAACGACUGGCUGUGGCCAGUCUGACAGCCAUCAACCUGCUGAUUUAUGUGACUGACCUGGUGUUCUCGGUCCACCUGGAUUUUGUCAGUGGCUGAGGCUUUGCCCAGGGGCUCCUGAUUCCUCUUCUCACCUGAAGUUCGUUUCCAAGCCCUGACGUCCUCUGAUGUGCUCUUCCUGGCUCCCCUCUCUCCCUGCUCACAUCCUUCCCCAAUCAUCUUGCUCUCUUUUCUGUUUCCUUCCCUCCUUCUGCUCUGUCUCCUUCCUGUUUUGUGUGGUUGCCCACAUUCUGUUUUGCCUCUUUCUCUUUUCACUCUCUUAUUUUCUACAUUUUCUGCUUUUUGGCCCUUUUCUGGUCAUUUUUGUUUUCUCAUCUCCUGUGUCCUGACCGCCUCUUCCCCUUUUCCUUCUUCUGAUCCACCGGGACGCUGAGCUUCUUCCUCCUCUGCCCACUGCCCCCGUCCCACCUCCUAAGGUGCUGACUCCACAUCACACAGCCCUCUGUGCAGCUGUUCACACCCUGGGCCUCCGGAGGGGCCUCACAGCCAAAGUAUGCCUGUGCCCCUGGUGGCGCCUUCGUUGGUGUGUGUAUAUGGGUUUGGGGUGUGCCGGUGAGUAGG